Molecule: messenger RNA, 1437 nt
Organism: Rana temporaria (common frog)
Lineage: Eukaryota; Metazoa; Chordata; Amphibia; Anura; Ranidae
Gene: B9D1
Product: B9 domain containing 1
Exons: 7
Coding region: 135-731 (198 amino acids)
Biological process (GO): cilium assembly
Cellular component (GO): MKS complex
Source: RefSeq, a predicted model, not a curated record
GUUCGCGCUCCGCCCCCUCAGUAGGUGUGUCCCUCCCGCUCGCCGUAGUUCCGGUUGCUAGGCUCGGGGCGUCCCAUAGUAACCGCUGUGUGUGUGAGACCCGAGUCCCCGGUGUACCGGGCCCGGCCGUGUCCAUGGCCUCCGCUGCCAGCGUCUUCCUUCUCAAUGUCACCGGGCAGAUCGAGAGCGCCAAGUUUCCCGAAUUUGAUGAACUUUACUGCAAGUACUGCUUUGUGUACGGACAUGAUUGGGCGCCCACCUCUGGGGUGGAAGAAGGAAUAUCUCAAAUUGCUUCUAAAAACAGACAUAUAAAGGAGGAGAUUGUGUGGAACUUUCCUAUUGAAAUAACCUUCAAAAGUACCAAUCCUUUCGGAUGGCCACAAAUUGUGGUCAGCGUCUAUGGGCCAGACGUCUUUGGGAACGACAUUGUCCGAGGUUAUGGAGCCGUCCAUCUUCCCUUUACUCCAGGAAGACAUAAGAAGACUAUCCCCGUGUUUGUUCCGGAGUCAUCCUCCAAGCUUCAGAAGUUCACAAGCUGGUUCACAGGACGGCGGGCAGAAUUCACCGACCCAAAAGUGGUGGCUCAGGGUGACGGCAGAGAAGUUACCAGAGUGCGGUCACAAGGUUUCCUGACAUUGUCCUUCAACGUGGUGACAAAGGACCUGAAGAAACUCGGCUACGCCAACACCUCCAGUGAUCCUUCAAACCCAGCGAUGACAACCCACCCGUAACAAUCUACUCUGCCCUUAUAACAAAGCACGAUACUGUAUUAAAAAGAAUCACUGAAUCAUUAUUGAUUUAUUUUUUGCUCGGAGAGAGGCCCUGAUGUGAGAUGCUUGAUGAUACACCCAUAUAAACUGUGUUUCUGUUCCCAUCAACUUCACUACACAGCAGGGAAGCCUCCCAUUGCCUUAUUGCAGCCAAGCUGUUUUUUCCCCAAACAUACUCCGCUGAUAUGAUGAUGAGAAGAGUCGCCAUACCCUGGAGAGUUAAAGUCUUUACUUCUUGGCAGCCAAAGGAUUGGGAACACCUUAAAAAUUGGUCAUUCUGGAGCAGAGGCUUCUUCCACCAAUCACAGUUCAGUGUUGACAGCCAUUUUCUGCUUUGAACUGAGAUAUUAGAGCUACGUCGGCCUUGAUUAUGUCACUAUCCUUUGAAGAAUUGAAAGGCUUUGCUGAGCCUACAAGAUUGCCUCUGGACUUGGUACACUUUGAAGAAAACUUCUACUUUUUAUGAUUUUAUAAUUCUUUCUACACUUCCCAAAAUAAGAUUUUGUUAUUUUCAAAAUAUCCUGUUUUUUAUUUCUGCGGUAUGUCACAGACCACUCUGCAUUGUCCCACAAUGGCAAUUCUUUGGCAACUGUAAUAAAAAGGUAAACAUGGGAGGGGGGAGGGUGGAUGCAGGAUUAUAAUUGGGUAAGAAGUCACCUUAAAGGGA